AUGUCUGUCCCUCUCACCGCACCCAGUACCGCAACCACCGUGCAGACCGCCGCGGUUCCCACCAAGACCGAACCGUUUAAGCACCCCCUCGAUCCCCUUCUUCCAGAUGAGAUCGUCGCGGUUUCGCACUCUGUCCGCCGUCAUGCCGCAGAGAAGGCCGGCAUCAAGGCCGUUCGGUUUAUUACCAGCUACCUCCUCCCACCGCCCAAGAAAGCCGUUCUCGCCUUCCUUGGUAUCCCGCUCUUGACCGGAGAGAAGCCCGAGCCCGUUGCGCACAUCGUCAGGAAGGCAGAAGUUGACUUCGUGGAUGCCGUCACCGGGACCGCAUACAACACCAUUGUCGCGCUUAAAGACAAGGAGUGGGAGGUGGAGACGCUUGACAAGCUUCCCGAAGGCGUCCAGCCUCAGAUUUCAGUGGAGGAGCUGCUACUUUGUGAAGAGAUCAUUCGAGCGGACGAACGCGUGAUCAAACUUGCUGCAGACAUCGGCGUCAAGGCAGAACAGCUUCAUGCUGACGGCUGGGCCAUCGGCUUCGACGAUCGGUUUCCGGCGAAUGUACGCGUACAACAGGCUAUCUUGUUUGCUCGCUGGGGCAGACACGAGAAUCUGUACGCGCAUCCGCUGGAUUUCGUACCCGUUGUCGACUCGGUCGCCCGCAAGGUCAUUCACAUCGACUUCCCCUCAUGCUAUAAGAAGUCGCCAUCCAAAUCCGUCUUUGACGGGACCGGCGUGGCAGUCGACCUUACUGUCCCUACCACAGUACCCCUGCCUUUGAAGGAGGACACCUUUGAUAGCGCACAGCGCUCACGGGUUCCUCCGCCACAGAGGUCGUAUGACUUCUUGCCCGACCUGCUUGCGAAGGAGGGCAUGAAGUUCCGCGAUGACGUCAAGCCACUUCACGUUAUCCAGCCGGAAGGUGUCAGUUUCAAGGUCGAUGGGAACGUCGUCGAGUGGCAAAAGUGGAAGAUGCACAUCGCAUUCCACCAUCGCGAGGGCAUCGCGCUUUCUACGAUCACUUACAACGACGAUGGCAACGUCCGGCCGAUUUUCUAUCGCCUCUCGCUCUCGGAGAUGGUCGUUCCUUACGGCGCGCCUGAACAUCCUCACCCCAGGAAGCAUGCUUUCGACGUUGGGGAGUACGGUAUGGGUACGAUGGCAAACGAGCUCACUCUGGGAUGCGACUGUUUGGGUCAGAUUCACUAUCUGCCUGGGGCUUACGUUGCUCACGAUGGAUCGGCCGUCGUCGUCAAGAACGCUAUUUGCAUUCAUGAAGAAGACGCUGGUUUGCUGUGGAAGCACACCGACUUCCGUGUCGGUGGACGCUCGCAGGCGGUUCGGAGUCGACGGCUCGUCAUCCAACAGACGUGCACACUGGCGAAUUACGAGUACAUCUUCAACUACGUCUUCUACCAGGAUGGGAAUAUCGAGCUUGAGAUCCGCCUGUCUGGCAUUCUGCAGGUCUACGCGAAAGCAGAGGAGGAGCCAAACCCUAACCCUUUCGGCACGACUCUCGCGCCGGGUAUCAACGCGCAUUACCACCAACACAUCUUCUCUUUCCGUGUCGACCCCAUGGUCGACGGCCUCAGCAACUCCGUCGUCGAGACCGAUGUCGUCCCCCUACCGAACGCACCCACCGGCUCCGCCGCCAACUACGCCGGCAACGCGUUCACCACCGUCAACACCCCCGUAACGCCCGCCUCCGCCGGUGGACGCGAGUACGACUACACGACGGACCGGCGUUGGGCCAUCGUGAACCCGGCGCGCGUGCACCCGCACUCGAACCGCGUCGCGGGCUACUCGAUCAUGAGCAAGGGCGCGGGGGUGCCGCUGAUGGCGCGCCCGGACAGCAUCAUCGCGCGCCGCGCGCCGUGGGCCGCGAAGCCGGUCUGGGUCGUCCGCGACGAGGAGGGCGCGAAGGGCGGGCGGAUGUGGCCGUCGGGCAAGUACGUGCCGCAGACGCGGGAGUCGCCGGCGGACUCGAUGGCGCACUGGGCGAAGGGCGACGCAAAGCUGACGGAGGAGGACAUCUUGGUGUACCUCACGAUGGGUGUCACGCACAUCCCGCGCCCGGAGGACUGGCCGGUGAUGCCGGUGGAGCAUGUGCGCGUGCUCUUCCGGCCGACGAACUUCUUCGAGAUGAAUCCGUCGAUGGACGUGCCCGGCGCGGACGACAAGAACAGUAGACUGGCGUUCCCGGACGGCACGGAGGCCGCGUGCUGCGCCAACUGA
Messenger RNA from Epithele typhae, 2229 nucleotides. RefSeq names its product peroxisomal copper amine oxidase. Gene Ontology annotation, molecular function: primary methylamine oxidase activity; copper ion binding; quinone binding. Bases 1 to 2229 code for a protein of 742 amino acids. The record is from RefSeq and is a predicted model, not a curated record. Gene Ontology annotation, biological process: amine metabolic process. NCBI's taxonomy places the organism in Eukaryota, Fungi, Basidiomycota, Agaricomycetes, Polyporales, Epitheliaceae. The transcript is spliced from 11 exons.